ACUCACUAUGGCUUCCUUGUGUCGGAACCAGCUGUUUGGUGGUUCUGUGUGAUUUGUUUGUUCUCUGCGGCAGGGUACCCCCUCACGAAUUCGACAUGCAAAAAAUCAAAUCUCUUAUGACCCGGCAGGGUCUGAAAAGUCCUCCAGAGAGCCUCAGUGAUCUUGGUGCCAUUGAGAGUCUCCGGGUCCCUGGAAAGGAGGAAUUCCGAGAACUUCGAGAACAACCUAGUGACCCUCAAGCUGAGCAAGAACUAAUUAAUAGUAUUGAACAAGUGUAUUUUUCUACAGACUCAUUUGAUAUUGUUAAAUAUGAGUUGGAGAAGCUCCCUCCUGUUCUCAAUUUGCAAGAAUUAGAGGAGUACAGAGACAAAUUAAAACAACAGCAAGCUGCAGUCUCUAAAAAAGUAGCAGAUUUAAUCCUUGAAAAACAGCCUGCUUAUGUAAAGGAACUUGAAAGAGUUACCUCAUUACAGACAGGUCUUCAGUUAGCUGCCGUUAUCUGCACAAAUGGGAGGAGACACUUGAAUAUCGCAAAGGAAGGUUUUACUCAAGCUAGUUUAGGCCUUCUUGCAAAUCAAAGGAAACGUCAGUUGCUGAUUGGACUUCUGAAAUCUCUGAGAACUAUAAAAACAUUGCAAAGAACAGACGUCCGCUUAAGUGAAAUGCUGGAGGAAGAAGACUAUCCAGGAGCUAUUCAGCUGUGCCUGGAAUGUCAGAAAGCUGCCAGUACUUUUAAACAUUAUAGUUGCAUUAGUGAACUGAAUUCAAAGCUACAAGAUACUUUAGAGCAAAUUGAGGAGCAGCUGGAUGUUGCCCUGUCCAAAAUCUGCAAGAAUUUUGACAUUAACCAUUACACCAAGGUUCAACAAGCUUAUCGACUUCUUGGAAAAACACAGACAGCAAUGGAUCAACUUCACAUGCACUUUACCCAAGCCAUUCAUAAUACCGUGUUUCAAGUUGUUCUUGGUUACGUGGAACUAUGUGCAGGAAACACAGAUACAAAAUUCCAAAAGCUGCAAUAUAAGGAUCUCUGUACGCAUGUUACACCAGACAGCUAUAUUCCAUGCCUUGCUGACCUGUGCAAAGCACUCUGGGAGGUUAUGCUCAGUUAUUACAGGACUAUGGAGUGGCAUGAAAAGCACGACAAUGAGGAUGGUACUUCUGCUUCUGAAGGGAGUAAUAUGAUGGGUACUGAAGAAACAAGUUUUGAUCGUGGCUACAUAAAAAAGAAAUUAGAACAUGGACUUACACGAAUAUGGCAGGAUGUUCAGCUAAAAGUAAAAACCUACUUGCUUGGAACUGAUUUGUCUAUAUUCAAAUAUGAUGACUUCAUCUUUGUUUUGGAUAUAAUCAGCAGGUUGAUGCAAGUUGGAGAAGAAUUUUGUGGUAGCAAGUCUGAAGUUUUGCAAGAGUCUAUUAGAAAGCAAAGUGUCAAUUAUUUUAAGAACUACCAUAGAACACGACUUGAUGAACUGAGAAUGUUUCUAGAGAAUGAGACCUGGGAACUUUGUCCUGUCAAGUCAAAUUUCAGCAUUUUGCAACUUCAUGAAUUUAAAUUCAUGGAACAGUCACGUUCCCCAUCAGUUUCACCCAGUAAGCAGCCAUCUUCAACUUGCUCAAAAACAGUAACCUUGUUUGAGCAGUACUGUGGUGGUGGGAAUCCAUUUGAAAUUCAGGCCGACCACAAAGAUGAAGAAACAGAAGACGUCCUGGCUUCUAAUGGGUAUGAAUCUGACGAACAAGAAAAAAGUGCGUAUCAGGAGUAUGACAGUGACAGCGAUGUUCCUGAGGAACUGAAACGAGAUUAUGUUGAUGAGCAGACAGGCGAUGCUCCUGUGAAAAGCGUUUCUCGAGAGACCCUAAAAAGCAGGAAGAAAUCAGAUUACAGUCUAAAUAAAGUGAAUGCACCCAUCUUAACAAAUACAACAUUGAAUGUAAUAAGACUUGUUGGUAAAUAUAUGCAGAUGAUGAACAUUCUUAAACCAAUUGCUUUUGAUGUUAUCCAUUUCAUGUCGCAGCUGUUUGAUUAUUACUUGUAUGCAAUAUAUACCUUUUUUGGUCGGAAUGAUUCAUUGGAAUCAACAGGACUAGGUCUUAGCAGUAGCAGACUAAGAACAACUCUAAACAGAAUACAAGAAAGCCUCAUUGAUCUGGAAGUUUCAGCGGAUCCUACUGCCACGCUUACAGCAGCAGAAGACAGAAAGGAGAAGGUACCGAGCCCUCACCUCAGCCACCUAGUGGUUUUGACAUCUGGGGAUACAUUGUAUGGUUUGGCAGAAAGAGUGGUAGCCACAGAAUCUUUGGUAUUCUUGGCUGAACAGUUUGAGUUCCUUCAGCCACAUCUGGAUGCUGUAAUGCCUGCAGUCAAGAAACCCUUUCUUCAGCAGUUUUAUUCUCAGACCGUCUCAACGGCCAGUGAACUACGCAAACCAAUUUACUGGAUUGUAGCUGGGAAAGCCAUUGACUAUGAACAGACGCUGCUCCUAAUGGCUAGUGUGAAAUGGGAUGUCAAAGAAAUUAUGUCACAGCACAACAUGUAUGUCGAUGCUCUGUUAAAGGAAUUUGAGCAGUUUAACUUGAGGUUAAAUGAAGUUUCUAAGAGGGUUCGGAUACCCUUGCCUGUGUCUAAUAUACUUUGGGAACAUUGUAUACGCCUGGCUAAUAGAACUAUUGUGGAAGGAUAUGCCAACGUCAAGAAGUGUAGUAAUGAGGGUCGUGCCUUGAUGCAAUUGGAUUUUCAACAGUUUUUAAUGAAGCUUGAAAAACUAACAGAUAUUAGACCCAUUCCGGAUAAAGAAUUUGUGGAAACCUAUAUUAAAGCCUACUAUCUAACUGAGAAUGACAUGGAACGCUGGAUCAAAGAGCACAGGGAAUAUUCAACGAAGCAGCUGACCAAUCUGGUAAAUGUUUGCCUGGGAUCCCAUAUCAAUAAGAAAGCAAGACAAAAACUUCUCUCAGCUAUAGAUGAUAUAGACAGACCCAAAAGAUAAUGAACACAUUUCUUUUUCCUCAAUGGCAUUGAUCUUCUCUCAACAUACAUGACAUGAAAGCCAAUUUUUCAUGCACUGUUGACAACUGUCUUAAGAAAACUUCACGCAUGUUCUUUCCAACUGGAAAGUGGAAAACAUUGAAGUUUGUGUGGUGUUCUCAAAUGAUUUUUAUAUGCCCUGAUCUGCUUCUCUUCAGUUUUUAGUCUCAUUUGUUGUAUGCCUUUCUUGAAAUAUUGCCUCAUCAUAACUAUUGUUAUGUGACUACAGUCAUACAUUUUACUGAGGAAUGUAUCAUAAGUAUAUGAUUAGAAGGAGCAGUGACAAUACAUUCAUGGGUGGUUUUGGAGAAUGAAUUUAUGUUGGCAUUUUUCCACCCUCUGAAUUUCGUUCUUAAUAAGCAUAAUAUGAGAGAGUUAAUGUAUAGUAUCUCCUAAUUAUGAGCACUGCAUGACGAUUGAAAAGUACCUGUAAGCAAAACAGUUGAAAAAUCAGUAUGCUCUCUGUGUUUCUAAAUGUCAGAAUUUGUGUUAGGGUUAAUUUGGUUAUGACACAGCGAUCAUAAAUGAUGAAAUUUAAUAAAUAUUAUGCUCUAACAUCAUCA
Molecule: messenger RNA, 3591 nt
Organism: Hippopotamus amphibius kiboko
Lineage: Eukaryota; Metazoa; Chordata; Mammalia; Artiodactyla; Hippopotamidae
Gene: VPS50
Product: VPS50 subunit of EARP/GARPII complex
Exons: 28
Coding region: 96-2990 (964 amino acids)
Biological process (GO): endocytic recycling; retrograde transport, endosome to Golgi
Cellular component (GO): EARP complex
Molecular function (GO): SNARE binding
Source: RefSeq, a predicted model, not a curated record